Molecule: messenger RNA, 2817 nt
Organism: Plasmodium coatneyi
Lineage: Eukaryota; Apicomplexa; Aconoidasida; Haemosporida; Plasmodiidae
Product: SICA antigen
Exons: 5
Coding region: 1-2817 (938 amino acids)
Source: RefSeq, a predicted model, not a curated record
AUGUAUAUAUUCAGGGGGAGAAUACACCAUGGUUUUGUGUUGAUAAUGAAUAAUGACGUAUGGGGUGACAUUAACAAGGAGGCCAAAAAUAUGUUUACUAAAAUAUCUGAGGAUAGGAGCAAAACGGUGCCAGGGUACUGUACUCAUGGAAAUACAGAGCCAACUAGUAGAAUAGUCACGGACCCAGAGGAAAAAGCAUGUCAAUACAUUACAAAAGGCUUAGAGCACAUAUACAGCAUUGAUAUAGAUCAGAGUGAUAUAAAGAAUGGUAUUGGUACGGAUGCACAAAAGAGGGCGGAAGAUGAUCGAUUAUUUAAGCAAGCUAUGUUAUGCUUUUUUUUGAACGCGUAUGCAGACAAAUUGAAAGAGAAGGUUAUAUCUCCUUGCACGGUCGGUGAAGAUUCAAUAGCACAAGCAUUUCAGAGAGGUAAUGGGCAACUUAAGAAUUGGUGUAAGUAUAAGAGUGGUAAUAGUAAUGAUUGUGUACCGUGUGAUAGGGUAUCUAACUUAAAUUGUGAUGUGGGUGUAGCGAAAGUGAAGGACAAGUUGGAGACAAUAAUUGAUAACGACACCAACAUAACAGCAACUCUAACUCAUAUAAAUUCUCAAACUAAGUCCUUAUGUCAACGUGCACAAUGUGUAAUAACACAAAGAACCAGGGACAAAAGGACAGAGCGCGAUGAGCAGGGCAAUGCGAAGGUCACAGCGAAGGAGGAAAAUAUUUGGGAGGUUUGGAAAGGAUUCACUUUUCGUAUCAGAGUCUACUUGUAUAGAAUUACAGUGGAUGCAGCCUGGUCUGAUGCUAAGGGUGACCUACUGGUGAAACUUUCUGAGGCUAUGACUAUGAAGCAAACGGAGGAAGACGCCUUAUGCAAUAACAUUAAUGGGGAAGCUGGUAAAACAGCAACAUACGCAGAAAAAAAAGCAUGUAAUUACAUUGUUAAGGGUUUAAAACAUAUACACAGCCUCCAGGGGGAUAUUAUUAAUACUAAUCCUAAGUACCAAAAAAAUAAUAGAUUAUUUGAACAAACUAUGGCCUGUCUAAUAUUAAAUGAAUAUGGAAGACUUCUCCAGGAAAAAUCUUGUAUCGACAAACGUACCGUAGAAAGUGCCUUUAAUAUCGAUGGGAAGCUUCACAAAACUGCAUGCACGGGUGGAAAUUGUGAUCAAUGUAAUUGGGACCCAUGUUCAGAUUUUAAAAUUGGAAAGGAGGACAAGCGCCGGAAAGAAAUAAAAAAGAAGCUCGAAGAGGAUGAAAACAUACAAAAAACUUUCACUACCAUACAUAAUGCAAGUAAUUUAUGUGAACGUGUAAAAUGUGUAACAGAAAAAUGGGGAAAAAAUAGAGUGAACGGAGCGAAGCCAGCACCUUGGAGUAAUUUUUGGCCCAACGACGUCAAGAAUCAACUAGUAAAUAUUUCUGGAGGCAUGCUACAGGAGAAACCAAAUGUUGACAAGGAAUGUAAUAGCAUUCCAGGGUUAGAUAGUACUAAUAAAGAGGCAUGUAAUUACAUUGUUCGUGGUUUAGACCAUAUAUAUAAAAUUGAAAAGGGGAAGAACGGCGGGCAAAAGAUGAUUCAGGACAACCUCAUAUUCCAUCGAACAAUGUCUUGUGUUUUAUUAAAUGCAUUUGCGGACAAAUUGAUAGAGAGAACAAAUGGACACAUGUGUCCUAUUACAGAAGAAGAAAUAAAAAAAAUGUUUCAGAGAGGAAAUGGAAAGAUGGGCGAAUGGUGUAAAGAUAAGCACGGUCAAGACAUGGAAUGUGAAAUGUGUGAUAGGGAACCUAGCUUGGUUUGUGAAGUAAGUGGUGGCAGCAACACAUACACUGUAAAGACUGAAGUGAAUAAUCUGUUCAAUGGGAAUAAUGGUGCCAAAAUAACAGAAACUCUAACUACUAUAAAUAAUAUAAAUAAUACCUUAUGUGCACGUGCAAACUGUGUAACAACGAAUUGGUUUAAGGACAGAGACGAGGGAGGUGGAAAACAAGACUGGUGUACAUAUUGGGAUACAGAUUUCAAGAAUAGACUGAUGGAACUAUCCAAAGAUAUGACUAAUAAUAGUAAAAAUAUGAACAACUAUUGUAAUAACGUCGGAAAUGAAGGUAGUGCAGAAAAAAAAGCUUGUGUGUUAAUUACUGCUGGAUUAAAACAUAUUUAUGAAAUUAAGAAGGAUGAAGUAACAGAAAGAGACCCAACGGAGCAGGAGAAGAAAGAAAAGAAGGCUGUUCAUAAUGUGCAGUUUGAGCAAGUUAUGAAAUGCAUUCUACUUAAUGAAUACGUAAAUAAAAUAAAGGAUAAAUGUAAAGAUGUUAAGGAGGAAAAUAAAAUAAUUGAAAUGUUUCAGAAAGGGAAUGAUCAGAUGAAUACUUGGUGUAAGGAGAGAAAGAAGAAUGGUGAGGCUAAUUGUAUAAAGUGUGAAAGGGAAGAAAAUCUAAAUUGCACACUGAGCGUGAAUGAAGAUCUGUUCGAUAAAGGAAAAAGUGAAAGGUGCGAAAUAGGCAAGGGCAGUAACCGAGCCCAGAUAAGAACCAAAUUGAAGGAACUGUUCCAGAAGAAAGAGAAAGAGGGAGAUGUGAAGAAAGUUAUGGAAGAAAUAAAUACCAUAUGUACAGUCCCACCUGCUCCACCAAUCCAACCAGCCACGGCAGCAAAACCAGCCGGUGGUGAUGGUGCUGAACGGGGCAGAUCGGAUCCGGAACCUCCUGUUACACCAGUACUAUUACCAGCACCACCGGGUAACGCACAUACAACACCAGCAGGUAAGAAUAAUGAAAAUGAACCUAAAGAUAAAAAUAAAAAAAAAAUUAAAAAGUAA